AUGGUGCCUCAUCCCUCGCGUGCGCGAGCUGUCCAAGUGACCCAUGAGACAGAGCAGCCCUUCCCCGGUGCCUCGGACGUCGAAGUGACCCGCGUCGCGUCCGCUCCGCCCAGCCCUACUCGCGUGCGGGGGAACUGCGCCGAGGCGGAAGGAGGCAACUGCCGAGGGGCGGCGAGGAAGCCCCGGGCUCGGCGCGGGGGGCGCAGCCGGCCCAAGAGCGAGCUGGCUCUGAGCAAGCAGCGACGGAGCCGGCGCAAAAAGGCCAACGACCGCGAGCGCAAUCGGAUGCACAACCUCAACUCGGCGCUGGACGCGCUGCGCGGCGUCCUGCCCACCUUCCCCGACGAUGCGAAGCUCACCAAGAUCGAGACGCUGCGCUUCGCCCACAACUACAUCUGGGCGCUGACGCAGACGCUCCGCAUAGCUGACCACAGCCUCUACGGGCUGGAGCCGCCCGCGCCGUCUUGCGAGGAGCUGGGCAGCCCGGACGACGGCUCCCCGGGAGACUGGAGCUCUCUCUACUCCCCGGUCUCCCAGGCGGGCAGCCUGAGCCCAGCCGCCUCCCUGGAGGAGUGCCCCGGGCUGCAGGCGCCUGCUUCCCCUGCCUGCCUGCGCCCCGGCGCCCUGGCUUUGUCAGACUUUCUAUGA
Messenger RNA from Equus quagga, 648 nucleotides. It is a transcript of the gene NEUROG3, whose product is annotated as neurogenin 3. The transcript has a single exon. The record is from RefSeq and is a predicted model, not a curated record. Lineage: Eukaryota; Metazoa; Chordata; Mammalia; Perissodactyla; Equidae. The coding region runs from base 1 to 648 and encodes 215 amino acids. Gene Ontology annotation, molecular function: protein dimerization activity.